GGCCGACCGAGUAGACGUGUCUCGUUCUCGUCGCUCCAACGAUAAUUGAUAAUCCAAUAAAUCGCAUCAUUGUUCACAAGCCCCCCACCCAGUGCAAAUCUACAGUAAUAGUAGUGCAUCACGCAUUCACGCUCAUCGUCGUCGCCGUCGUAAGUUCGUUAAAACGGAUCGUCGCCGCAUCAGUACGUGUGUACUCACUACUAUAGUUACUACUUCAGUAGUAUAUAAUAUUACGGCACGGCGACCGGUCGUCGCGUGUAUCAUUGCACGUCCCGACGUUCGCCAUUCGGUUAUUGUUUUACUGUACAUUAUCCCAUUAUUACGAUCUGUGACGGGAAACAUUUUACAAUGUUCGCGACGUUAUAGGCACGCGCAGUGAAUAAUAAGGGUAAUCAAGGUGUAAUAUAAUAUAUUUUAUAAAAAAAAGAAACCGAAGCCAACUGCAGCGUACGAUUUUUGAUAUUAUAUCGUCACAGGUACGUACCACGUCGUUAUAGUUGUUAAAAAUACAUAAUACCACUGUACUGAAUUGCGGCUCUCUGUACACGGCGACGGUAGAUUUUUGAAUCGGGGCUGCGCGCUCCGUCGAACAAUAUAGCCAGGUAACGUCGUGCCUCCACAGCGCCCCCGUGUCGAUAACCUCAAAAAAAAAAUAAUAAUAAUAAUAAAAAGGCAGUGCGCGAAAAAGAAAAAGAAAAAGGGAAAACAAUAUAGGGGAAAAAACCGAUUUUGCCCGACUCUCGUACGAUACUAUUUAGGUCGACCGCGCGCGCGGUUGUUUGUUCGAUAAAAACGAUUUCAUCGCUCAACACCGUUCGCGUUAAGCGGUCAUCGUCGUCUCGCAUGCGUCCCGCCGUCCCCCGCAGCCGCCUACAGUGGUGGUGGUGACGACGAUCUGUCGCCUGUCCGUCCGUCCGUCCGUCCGGUGUUAUCGCUGCGCCGUUCUGAUCCCUGUUCGUCGGUGCUGGUGCAGCUCUCCCGGUCCGCGUAAAACCCCGUCCCUUAGCGUUCCGGCGUGGACGAUCCUAUGGCCGCAUCCACCGUUCCGGCGGCUUCGGUGGCCGCAUUGCUGGUAGUGAUGCUGCUGGUGGUGCUGCUGCCCCCGUCACCGGCGGCCGCAAUGUCCGGGCCGCUGCCGGUCCGGUGCGCCAAGACGGAGUUGAGUGCGUGCUACUGCGGCCGGACGACGUACGACCGACAAGAACUGUACGCAGUCAACUGCACGGGGACAGGGUUGUCCAUGCAACAGAGCCUGGACGUGUUCCUGAACCUGCCCAGCGAAACUGAGGUGCUGAUAUUCACUGGCAACUUUAUGCCCGAGUUGCCGACAAACAUAUUUGGCAUCAACAGCACCAUGGACAAACUACGAUUCCUGGACAUGUCUAACAACGGCAUACAAGAGAUCAAAGGAAAGAGUUAUCAUCACGUUUCGAAUGUUGAACGGCUGAUACUUAACAACAACAAGAUAGGAUUGAAUGGCAUUGGGUUUCAUCAUCCCAGAGUAUUUUCAAACUUUGAAAGUUUGAUAGAACUACAUCUCACUGAUGCGUUUGCUGAUGAAGGUGUUAUGAAUAUAACUGCCGACUUGCAUGAAGUAUUCCUCUACAGUAAUUUAAGUCGCUUGGCCAAACUUCAUCUUGAACAAAAUAAGAUAAGUGUCAUAACAGAACCUCUUGUUUUCUGCCCACUGCCUCGUCUCCUUGACUUACAUCUCAGCAACAAUCAACUUACAGGCAUUGAUUUUGACAUAAAGUGUAUGUCACAUUUGCGUUUUAUUGACUUGGAAGGUAAUCUUAUACGUGGACUCUCUGAAGAACAAUUCUCCAUCUUGGAUAGUAUACAGUCCAACAAUAAAUCUUUAGCCAUUGACUUGUCCAAUAACCCAUUUUCGUGUGGUUGUAAUAUUGAAAACCUAUAUAGUUGGUUGCGUACCACUAAGGUGAGUGUUCGCAACAGUGAGUCGAUAAGAUGUAACCAAAAUUUGCCAAAAAACCCUCUUGAUCCAUAUGCUGCUUAUCGCAAUGAUUGUCCAACUCCAAUACGCAAAACAUUAGUUGAUGGUAAUCAUGGUGGGCACAAAUUGGUAAUGUUGUUUGUGUUUUGUGCUGUAAUUGCAUUUUUGGGUGUUGUAGUAUAUGUAUCUAGGUUUGGGUUGAAACGAUUAAGACCUGAAUUUAAUACUUCUUCAAGAAAAAUACAUUACACAACUAUUGGAAAAUGUGAAGAACAAGAAAUACAUGUAUGAUAAUAUGACAAAUGAUUAGUGGUGUUAACAGUAUGGCAUGUGGAAAUUCCGACUCAUGCUUUAGGGAAAGACUGAUAAUCGUUUAUUUAUUUUUUUUUUUUUUAUUAUUAUUCAAUUUAAUUAAAUAAUUAAAGAGUAUAUUUAUGAAUUGUUACUCUUUUGUAUAGUUAUGUUAUGAAAAUUUUGAAUGAACAAUUUUAAAAGAAAACAUUUUAAUUUUUGAUUGAUGCAAGUUUUUUUAUUAUUUUUAUUAAUGACAUUAAGAAAAUGACUGUUAUAUAACAUAUUUAUUAUUUUUUUAAAUGAUUUUUAUUGUCGAUUUGUCAUAUAUUGUUGAUCUCUAAUAUCUCUUGUUCCUUUGAAGUAUCUCUAUUUGUAGGGUAAAAGUAUGGCCAGUCGGACUUUCCACAUCUGUUAAUACCUACUCCCCUUAGUAGCUAUAAAAAUCAUGUCGCUUUGUGUUCAUUCACGUCAUGUAUCUGUUAUAAAGGAAACUUAAAGUUGACUUUACCUAGUAUCUGAUUAAGUAUUAUGAAUUUUUAAAGAUCCUAGUGAGAUGUUACAAAAAUACACCGUCCCAAUUUGUUUUUAUUUUUUGUUGCUAAGUGUUAACAUUAUAUAAUUUUUAAAUGAAUGAGCUUUUACAUAUGUAUUUAUGUACUUACAAAAUUAUGCUAGUUAUUUUUGACUAGCACAUGUUUUCAACACACUACUAUAGUCCACUUUUCCUAAUUUUUAAUAAUUUAUUACUUUCUUAGUAUUAUAUUAAAAUUUAGAAAAUACUUAAGUUUAUGAUGUUUAGACAUAUUAUGUCAUAACGUAUAGUAAUCACUAAUCAUGGGCGCAACUAAACCUACAUUUUUUGGGGUGCUAAUAUUAUAGAUAUUGGAUUAGUGUUCUAUGGAACAUUAUUGAAAGCCAUUAAAUAUAUCUCAACUAAAAUUAUAAAAUAAAAACAAAGAAUAUGGUAUAAAUAUUUGGUAAUGCUGAAGUCGUCUUAGCAUUCCCUGGUUGCGCCUAUGUUCACAUUUCUUGUCACCAAUAUUAUUAUGUAACAUUUAUGUAGCUAUACCUUUGUUAUUUGAUUAUCUGUACUAACUUAUGCCUUAUGAAUAUUGUAUUCUUGUUAGACAAUCAAGAAACUCGAGAAAAACACCAAUGGCUUUUUCACAAUAUAUUUGCUAUAAUAAUGAUUAAUAUUUAUUUUAUAUUUGCGGUAAACCAUAAUUUUAAUAUAUUGUAUUAAACAAUGUACUCAAAUUUCAUCUCAUGUUACAUCUAUAAACAUUCUCAAGUUUCUUGAAUUACAAUAUUUAUUGUGAUUUAUGUUAUAUGUAAAUAUAAAUGCUUAGGAUAUUUAACUUAUAUUUAGAAGUAUAAUUACACAUAAUAAUUUAUUUAUCUAUACUUGGCUAAAAUUUAAUUCUUAAUUAUAUGCAAUUUACAGUGUACGUUUUUAUACCAUUGUUAAAACUUGUUUCUUAUAGAUUUAAGUAUAGCAAAGUAAAUACUUCACGUUUCUCAUUACUCUUCACUUGUAAUCAUAACUUAUACUUAACUGCUUAUUAAAUACUUAGGCAAUUGUUGACAAUCCGAAAUUGCAUAUCUUGGAUUCUUAUGGUAUUGUAAUAAUAAAAAUUAACAUCACACUGUAAACAAACCUUCAUUAAAAACUUAAAAAGAACAACAAAAUAAUGUUUAGGCAGCUUUUACUUGUCUCGUAUUAUAUGAUUGUUUUAAAGGUAACAUCAUCGGAAUAUUAAAAAUGUUUCAUAAAAAAUGAAAAAAUGAAAAAAAAAUGUUAAAUGUACUUAACAAAUUUGUUGAUGUUUUGUUUUGAAUCUCGGAUUUUAUAACGUUGUUUAUAAUGUGUAUAUAUUAUGAUGAGUUGUGAAGACGCAUUUAACACUUUGCGCUCCGUUGUCAGUUAAACGUUUUCUGACAACACCGUUUUAGCCGAGUAAAUAAAAGACUCCAAAACAUGUCAUAUCGUUUGAUUUUUCUGGCAAUUUAUCUGACGUGCAGCCGACGUAUUUUCAUUUCACAGUGUAAACCCAAGUACGCGUUGAUUGUUACUAUUAUUAAAUUAUUAUAUUGGAGCGCAAAGAGUUGAAACGUUUUUUUUUAUUAUUAUUAUUA
Rhopalosiphum maidis (corn leaf aphid) is the source of this 4384-nucleotide messenger RNA. RefSeq names its product phospholipase A2 inhibitor. Gene Ontology annotation, molecular function: protein binding. NCBI's taxonomy places the organism in Eukaryota, Metazoa, Arthropoda, Insecta, Hemiptera, Aphididae. The record is from RefSeq and is a predicted model, not a curated record. The transcript has 3 exons. The coding region runs from base 1028 to 2245 and encodes 405 amino acids. Gene Ontology annotation, cellular component: membrane.